GGAGCCGCCCUCUUCUUACGCAGCCCUGGUUUAUGAGGGAAAAUGUAUCGUCUCGGCCAACAGACUAUCUCCAAGAUCGCUUUCAAUUCCUUUUUAUCUACUGUGCCACGGGAAUAUUUUCAUUUUACGAGACAAUACAAUAAAAGCUGGUCGUGUAUUGGCUGAUUUUUGAUCAAAUUAGACAUUUCUUUGCACGAAAAUGCCAAGGACCAAGAAGAAGAAUAGCAGGGGAGGGCAGCAUGGACAUGUGCAGCCUUUCAGUGAUGAGGAUGCCUCCAUCGAGACCCUCAGUCAUUGCAGCAGCUUCAGUGACACCACCAGUGUGGCGGAUGAAGGUGGAGAAGCCGCUGAGGACACAGCCCAGGAGGAUUUCCAGUACAAGCUGAAAGGGUUCAUUGACAGCACUGUGGAUAAGAGUGCUAAGACCAGACAAGGGGCACUGGAUGGGCUUAAGACGGCAAUGGCCACACGGAUACUGUACGAGUUUAUCUCUGAGAGAAGGAUGACCAUCACAGACAGCAUCGAGCGCUGCCUCAAGAAAGGCAAAGGCGAGGAGCAGCGAGCGGCAGCUUCUUUGGCCUGCCUCUUGUGCAUCCAGCUGGGCUCGGGCAUCGAGAGCGAGGAAGUGUUCAAGACUCUGAAACCGAUCUUCAAAAACAUCCUGGCAGACGGAUCAGCCAACAUACAAGCCAGACAGGCGGCGGCGACCAGUCUGGGCCUCUGUACUUUAGUUGCAGAAGAUGACAUUCUGGACGUGCAUGCUACCAUGGAGUGCUUUGAGAACCUGUUCACCCGGUCCUAUGCUAGGGUGGAUGGUACCUGUCCUUUAAUCAGUCCCCCGACGAGCCAGCUCCACACCAACGCCCUGCUGUCCUGGGCACUGCUGCUCACCAUCUGCACUGCCAGCCAGCUGAAGGACGUCCUGCGCAAACACCUGCCGAAACUGCCAAGAUUGCUGGAAAGUGAGGAUGUCAACAUGAGAAUUGCUGCAGGGGAGACCAUUGCCCUGCUCUUUGAGCUUGCCAGAGACUUGGACUCUGACUUUGAGUUUCAAGACUGGGAUGAACUGUGUGACAAACUGAACGCGCUCGCCACAGACUGUAACAAGCACAGAGCCAAGACUGACAAGAGGAAGCAGCGGUCGGUGUUCAGGGACGUACUGAAGGCUGUUGAGGAGGGCGACUUCCAGUCUGAGACCAUUCGCUUUGGAACAGAGCGCAUGACCAUUGACAGCUGGGUCAGAAAGAGGACAUAUGAUGCCUUCAGGGAGUUUGUGGGCUCUGGGAUGAACUACCACCUGCAGGGUAAUGAAUUUAUCAGAGACGUGUUUGAACUGGGACCACCGAUGUUGGUUGAUUCAGCCACAAUGAAGGCCAUGAAAAUCUCUCGCUUUGAAAGGCAUCUCCACAACUCUGCCGCAUUCAAGGCUCGGACCAAGGCCAGAAGCAAGUUCAGGGACAAGAGGGUGGAUGUGGGAGAAUUUUAAACUUUUUUUUUUUUCUCCUUUUUUUUUUUUUUUUAUUUCACUAACAUCCUAUUAUCAGACUUUCCUGCUUUUUAGAUAAACUGUCACGACUUUGUUCACGUGCUCCGCCCCCGAAAUCUAUCCUGAGUAUCGAACUCGCUCACCCUCUGGAGACUUGAAAGGCGGGCUUUAUUACAGAUACUUGAUGUUAUAAAUGUUCUUUUUUUAUAGCCACCUUUCAAACCUACAGGAGGUGAGUGUUUUUGAUAAACAAAUAGUUUUGAGUUUAACUUUAAUAUAUUCACACAUCACCAGUGGUGUUGUACAUACAGUGUUGUAUAUUUGGUCUCUCAUGUUUAAUAUUAAUUAUGUGGCCUUUUUCUUGAAUAUGUAAUAAGUUAUAUAAGUUAGCCAGCAUUUGUCUUUGCACCAUGUAGUCGUAUUUAGUUUAUUGCAAUGUCAAGACACAUGUUGUGACUGUCCUAACCCUUUGAUGGAUUCGUAUUAAGUUGCACUACCUUGUUAACCUCUAGCUGGUUAUUUGUGUAGAACCUUGGUGAAUAUUGUCUUUUUAGUAUUGGGUAUGUAAUCUAAAGGGUGAGGAUGGUGAAAUAAACACUGAAAAGCUGUAAAAAAUGGA
Molecule: messenger RNA, 2105 nt
Organism: Larimichthys crocea (large yellow croaker)
Lineage: Eukaryota; Metazoa; Chordata; Actinopteri; Sciaenidae
Gene: ifrd1
Product: interferon-related developmental regulator 1
Exons: 12
Coding region: 200-1486 (428 amino acids)
Cellular component (GO): nucleus
Source: RefSeq, a predicted model, not a curated record